Molecule: messenger RNA, 447 nt
Organism: Penicillium crustosum
Lineage: Eukaryota; Fungi; Ascomycota; Eurotiomycetes; Eurotiales; Aspergillaceae
Exons: 2
Source: RefSeq, a predicted model, not a curated record
ACCGCGCCCCACGAAUUCAAAGCGACACAUGAAUUGGAGCGUUUGACGGCGCCAAGCUUCGCGUUGAUACCGAGACGCGUCAAACGUGGCGGAUGGAAUAGCAGGCUUCAAAACCAAUCGGAGAAGAGAAGGGUGGUUGUCAUUCUCCAGAGUCGAACCUCAAACCUACCUAGAUGUAUCACAGCUUCCAACUCUCAACAAGACACUCUCUGUCGGGCCACCCCUCUUACGUCGGUGUCCCUCCCUCUCUCGAUCUCUCUCCUACUUUGCACUGACUUGUCAUUUACUUAUUCGCACCUCCUCCCUCACACAGCGUUACAUUUUUACUUCUCUUCCAUAACCCUCUAUCAUCCGCCGAUUGCGUUCGGAUUGCUACUCUUCUCCGUGCUCGUUGAGCUAGGUACCUGGUACGCUGGGCGUUGCAACUUGAUUUAUCAUCACUAUUGA